Messenger RNA from Alternaria triticimaculans, 3048 nucleotides. RefSeq lists its product as uncharacterized. Gene Ontology annotation, molecular function: protein binding. Bases 1 to 3048 code for a protein of 1015 amino acids. Gene Ontology annotation, biological process: protein polyubiquitination. The transcript is spliced from 5 exons. The record is from RefSeq and is a predicted model, not a curated record. NCBI's taxonomy places the organism in Eukaryota, Fungi, Ascomycota, Dothideomycetes, Pleosporales, Pleosporaceae.
AUGAUACACCUCCCCGACGAGCUGAUCCUCCACAUCAUCUCCUACCUCGAACCUUCGGAGCUCGUCGCCCUCCAACACGUGUCGCGCCGCUUCCUCAACCUCUCACGCGACAACAACCUCUGGAAGUCGCUAUGCUUCACCCACUCGACCGCUGAGCGCCGUCGCCGCCGCCUCGAAAUCACCACCGACAUCGACCCCCGCCUCGCCGAGCUGAUACGCGCCGCCGACACCCUUGCCAACACCUUCGAUAUCUCUGUUCACGACGAGAGCGCGCCAAGUGCUGAGUCACAGCAGGAGCGCAAUCAGGAAAAGCGCAGGCAGGCGCUGAUCGCGAACUGGGAUCCUAGUUACCCUGACGAGAAGGUGAAUUGGUACCAGGACUUCAUACAGCGCCAUGCCGAGCAGAAGAUUAGCUGGUUCCAGGAUGCUGGGAUGGAGGAGAGGGACGAGGGUGUCAUAAGGAGGGAGGCUACGGGUGCAGGUGUUCUAUUCGACGACGAUGGCUUAGCAGACAAGCUCAUCGCCCCCCUCGACGAUGGCAGUAUCAGCAUCUGGGACGCCUCAGCGAGCAGCGACCGACAGGGCAAGAUAAUAGCGAAGAGCGACAUCGGGCUGUUGCCAGGCAGAGGCUCAGACCUCGACUACGACACGCGCCUCACACAAAGCCAAGCCAUCAUGACGGAAACCGGUGCCGUAGAAUGCGUAAGCAUCGACAGCAAACUCCACAAAGGCUUCUUCGCCGUCAAAAACGCCCUCAACGAAGUCGACCUCAACACCCUCCAAGUCGUCUCACGAACACCCUAUCCCUUCCCCAUCACCGCCCUCUCCGAAGCCCACCACCGCACCCCCCUCACGGUCGGCACAAACUGGACGCUGCACCUCCACGACUCGCGCAAACCUCCCACCCCACCUUCCUCCGUCCGCUGCGAACUCAUCGGCGGCCCAACCGACAGCGACUUCUCGCGCCUCGACACCGGCGACUUCGACGGCCACGUCUCGCUCUCCCAACCGGGUGCGCUGUCCAUACUUCACCUACCUACAACGCGCGACUGGGAUGGAAACGGCGAUAUCUGGGUCGCAGGACGCUUCACCAGCAUGUUGAACUUUGACCGGCGGUCUUUCCCACGACUACGCGGUACUGUGCAUUCUGGCGCGAGACUGUCUUGUAUCACGGCUAUACCGCAUCCCUUCGUACCACACGAUCUGAGAUUGGGUAGACCGUAUAGCAGUCCGGCAUUGUUGCGCGACGCGAAAUCUACACCGGGAUAUACGUUGAUCGCAGCGGGUGAAUACAAAGGCAAAGGCUCGCUCGAACUAUACGGCCUCUCAAACGAACCGUCUCGUUCUAUCAACUCGAGCGACAGCCGCACGACGCGCAACCAGAAAGCGUAUUAUCAGAAUCGUCAGACGGCUAGUAGCUCCAAGUUGUUGGCUGUGGCGCCGCAGGGCACGCGACUUGUUUUCUCGGAUGGAGAUGGGAAUUUGAAGUGGGUGGAACGGGAUGGGAGUACGCCUGUGCGGCAGUUCAAUAUUAAUGAUUUUCAGAGGGGUAAGGAUGGGGAGGGUGUGACGCAACAUCAGCAUCAUAGUAGUCUUGUGAAUGCGACGCCGGACUCGGAGGCGGGAUGGGGGGAUAUUGUGCAGAAGAUUUUGCCUACGACGAAUGCCUCCUUGCUUACACCUUACUCUCCGGCUUCUUCUGGGACUGAGUCUCUCGGUCUGAAUAACCUUGUUCUGUGGACUGGAGACGGGAAACUGGGUCUGCUGGGCUUUGGCAAGGAACCGCCGAUGGCGAGGGAUGUUUUUGAGGAUGCGUUGGAGAGGCAGGGUGAUGGGGAGGAGGGAGGGGAGAAGAUGAGGGAGAGAAUGUAUGGGGUUGAGAUGAGGAGGGCGCUUGAACAUCAGGCUAGGGAGUUGAGGUGGUUGAGGGGUACUUCGGCGCCUCCAGUACCUCCUCCUCAACCACCGAAAAUGUCAGUCAACGCUUACGCCUCACCCAUUGCUCUCGGCGACUCGAAACGCGCGAACCCAGACAAACACUCCUUCCUGGAGCUACCAGGCGAAAUCCGCAAUCAGAUCUACGAUUACGUUGUCAAAUGUCCGACACCGCUUGAAGUAAAAUACUACGGAAUAGAGCCUUGGACUUGCGAUCUGGGUCUAUAUUUCAACGGCCAGUCACGCAUCCCGAUCAAUCUCUUCCUCUCCUGUCGAAAGAUAUACCAUGAGGCCGCUUCAUCUUUCUACGCCAACAAUACAUUUACCUUGAAACCGGAUAUCAGACGUUCAACAUACCACUCCUACGCUGAGAUAUCCAGCACCUUAAUCACUCGCUUAGGCACUCAAGCCCGAUGGCUCGCCAAGAUGGAACUUGAUGUGAGCUCCCUAGCAGAUUACCGAUAUCGCAGAUGUGACGAGGGGCUUGGCUUCGUAUUCAACGAUUGGACCGAGCUUUUCGAUGUUACUACUCUCCUUCGCGCUAUCUGGAGUCGAGACUCGCCGUGCCCAGGUCGUUUCCAAGCGAACCCUGAUUACCUGACAGACUUCACCGCUGAAGACAACGGUUCUCUGCUCAAGCUUAUCUCGCAACGUAGCAAACCCUUAACUUUGCUCACCCUCCCUGAUUCUAUCCAGGACCGCAUCUUCAGCAUAGUCGUACAUCCCAUCGAGGGAACAAGCAUCGAUCUUGACAAUGACACGAAAUUCGAUUGCGCACUCAUCCACGUCAACAGACACUUCUACCGCACUUGGCGCGACAAGUUUCUCUUCGAGAACAAGUUCGUGUUGACCAUGAGCACAAAGCAGCUACAAACGACAUUCGACGACUUUAACCACCUCCGAGUCUUUCUCCGCAAGACCUACAUGCCCAAAUCGACCUACUCAAAUGGAGAGCCAGACACCAUCACCGCGAGGAUCGUCACCCGGGACAAGGUGCAUCAACAGCCCGGUCCCUCAUACGUUCUUCGUUUUGAACUCGACGGGGCGGUCUCGCUUGCCGAUUCACAAUCCAAAUUUGGACCACGUCUGGCACUGACGGACCAGCAACCAUGA